CGUAGGCAGGCAACAAAAAUAAACGCUGGAAAACCACAAUCGCAAGAAGAGGAGCAACUGCGGCAGCGAGAGAAGAAGCGUGCGGCGACCAUCCGUCGAAUGAUGUUAGACAUUAAGAAGACCAAAUCGCAGCCAGCAACGAGAGCAGUAUCAUCGGUAGUAGCCACAUCGGAACACAGUGCUGCUUCGGUGCUGUCGGCGCCGGGAGGAAACGCAGGAAACGCCACAUCAUCGCUAUCGGGACGGGGAGCCGGCAGUCUUGCCCCUCGCCUCAAGAACCCGGUGCAGGGCAAGCACAGUUCGACAGUUCCUGGGGGCUCGGUGGCUGUGGGCAAGACCCACGCCGCCCUGGCGGCAGCCAAAUACGGCGGAGGCGGCGGAGUAGCUACACAGGCCCGCUCCACGCCGGCGGCGGCCACGACGAGCAGCCAAUCGAAUCCGGUGCGAGCCGCCAAUGAGCGCUACUUCCUAGUGUCCAGCUACAAGGACCCCACGUUCCUCAAGGCCGAGUGCGAGUUGGCCCACGCCCUGGUGGCCGCCAGCAAGGUGAAGACGACCGCGUCCCAGGGCCACCAGCGGAGUCGAGCCGGGGAGGACUCGAGGAACAACAACCACAACAGCCACAACGGCCACAGCGGGAGCCGGGCACCAACGCUGGUUGAUAUGCGACGCGCGCCCAUGUUCAAUGGCAAUCAGCAAGCGACCACCAGCAGCAGUAGCACCACCAUCAACAACACCACCAGCAGCAACAGCAACAGCAGCAGCAGCAGCGGCAGGAACGCCACCGGCAACGGAGUUCUCAAGUACAGUGCUCGCUCCACGGCAGGAGCAGCGGGAACGGCCACAACUUCCACGUCUACCAGGAGCUUCGGCAAGCUGAAGCCGCUCAACAACAACCAAACAGCCGCAGCUAUGACGAAUGGCCACGCCACCACAACCAACAACAACAACAACAGCGCCGGCAGCAGCAGCAACCUGAACAACGGCGGCGGCAACAACAACAUGCACCGCCAGCAGCAGCAGCAACAGCAACAGCAGCACGACGACAUAAGCUACAUCGACAGCGACGACCCGCCGGCAACCGGUGGCCCCGGAGGUCCAGCCGGAGGGGCAUCGGCCGCAGGGGGAGCCACCACCAAGUCGAGCAUAUGCUACUUUAAGCCCAUCACCCCGCCGCUGCAGCUGCGGCAGCAGCGCACCUCUCAGGCGCAGCACCAGCAGCAGGAGCAGCCGGGCGGCUCGAAGGUGGGCAGCCACCGCUAUCCGCGACCCAAGUCCACCAUCAUUGCCUCGGCGCACUCGAACUUCGCGGCCAGCUACGAGAAGUUCAGCGGCGGCGGCUACCGGCAGACCAACGGCGAGGUCGGAGACCGGAGAUCGGAGAGCCGGAACAGCGGCAGCAGCAACGCCAGGAAGUACGGCAUCGACUCGCUGAGCAUCAAGGCCUCCAUCGAGAAGUUCAACAGUCUCAGUGGCCAGAAGAGGCAGACGGGCGUCGGCUCCGGCUCCGGCGUGGUAACAGCUCCUGGGAGUGGCUCAGGUGCGGGAUCGGGAUUGGGAUCGGGAGCAGGAGCCGCAGCUGGAGUCGGAUCUGGAUCCGGAUCCGGGUCCGUUGCUGGUGCCGGUGGCGGUACGGACCGAGGCAGGAACGCGUCGCAGGGAGGCGGCAGCAGUGGCAACCUGCAGCAGCGCUACAGCAGCGACCUGGACAACAUCCGCGUGGCGGCCGGCUACAGCAGUUCCCUGACCAGGGCAGCGUACAGGACGACGGCCACCAUGAAUAGUGUUAGCACGCCGGCGACUGCGGCAGCGACGUCAUCAUCUGCGCUGAGGGGCCCGAUUGGCGGAGGCACCGCCACCGCAGUGGUCUCGCCCAUCAGCAAGGUAAGAGGAGCCCACAGCAGCAGCCGGCCGCCGAGCGAGUGCGAUGGCCUGGCCUCCAUGACCUCCAAGGUAAACAACGAUGCAGCAGCCGCCGCAGCAGCAGCAACCUCUGGUGUUGUAGCCAGUGCAUCGGCCACACCAGCGACGUCUUCCGUCUCCACAGCCACAGGCACAGCCACAGCCACAGCCACAGUCACCGCCACAGUCACCGCCACAGCCUCAGCCUCAGCCUCAAGCUCCGCUAGCGAUAGUACGGCGGCGAGGAGCGGCACUGGCAGCAGCAGCAGUGCCAGGGGCGUCCUGCCGCCCAUGACGCCCACGUCUAGUCGCUACUGGGACCGGGAUAGCGGCACCAGCCGCAGCAGCGCCAGCUCCUCCUCCGCCCUCAACUCGUCGUCCCUGAAGCACAACUCGGAUGACGGCUACAAGAGCGCCUCCUCGUCGCGGAACGAGAAGUCGGAAGGUCUGUGCGGUCUGCGAAACAUCGGGAACACCUGUUUCAUGAACUCGGUCAUCCAGUGCCUGAGCCACACCCAGGAGUUGACCCGCUUCCUGCGGUCGCACCACGGCUCCCGCUCUUCCUCCACCAAGGAUCAGCAGAUACUCCACGAAUUUGCCAAACUCAUCCAGGAGAUGUGGACAUCAAAUGUGCACACGGUGACGCCCAUGGAGCUGAAGCGCGCCUUCUCCACCAAGCACCGCAUGUACAGCGACUACAACCAACAGGACGCGCAGGAGUUCCUGCGCUUCUUCCUCGACUCACUGCACUCGGCCCUCAACUCGGGCGUCAAGGGUGAGACGCUCAACAUUGACGAUAAUCUCAGUGACAAUAAGAAGGCGGACCUCACCUGGGAGUGGUACACGCGGCACGAGAACUCGCUGGUGCGCGACCUCUUCGUGGGCCAGCUGAAGAGCACGCUGAAGUGCACCACCUGCGGCAACACCAGCGUCACCUUCGACCCGUUUUGGGAUCUGAGCGUACCGCUGCCGUCCUCGUCCCGCUGCAAGUUGGAGGCCUGUCUCGACCUCUUUAUCCGCGAGGAAGUCCUCGACGGCGACGAAAUGCCCACGUGCGCCAAGUGCAAGACGCGGCGGAAAUGCACUAAGAGCUUCACCAUUCAGCGUUUCCCCAAAUACCUGGUUAUUCACCUAAAGCGCUUUUCGGAGACACGCUGGAGCAAGCUGUCCAACAUCGUUGAGUUCCCCACAUCGGACAGCGAGCUCAACAUGGGCUCCUAUGGCGCCAACUCCAACUCGAAUGUGCAUUACUCACUCUAUGCGAUAUCCAAUCAUAUGGGCUCAACGGCUGGCGGUCAUUACGUGGCCCUCUGCAAGCACCCCGUCUCCCGCAAGUGGCACGAGUUCAAUGAUAAUAUCGUCAGCGAUGCCUUGUCAGAAAACCAUCUCGUUUCAUCCAGUGCCUAUAUACUUUUCUACGAGCGUGCGUAAGGCCCAAUCCAAUCCGUGCUCCACGACAACCGUAAGGUGCGCAGUGUCGGGGACGCCAGCGCUCCUGGAGUUCCGGCGCACUUCUCAGAUCGAGAUGGACACCAAUAACCAACACGACUAUGGGAGCGGGACGAGACCGAGGGGACCUGGGACAACCUGCAAACGAACUCUUAGGAACGCUUCGUAGAAUUGCAUCCAAACAAAUUUACUUAAUUUAACUCAACUUAAAUGCAAAACAAAACUAACUCCUAACUUAAAGCAGAAACCAAAACAAAAACGGAGCAACAGUGCAUACAAAAACAGAUGAAUGUACAUAUUAAAAACGAACUUCGAUGGCUACACAUAAAAAAAAAAAACAAAAAAAAAAAAAAGACGAAAAACAAUGAAUCUAACAACUUUCGGCAAACCAAAAAACCUCAGAUCCAAGGAUAAACGCAAGAGAUACUUAUACUAGUUAGUGGAAGGAUAUACUUUUGUAAGGAUAAACAAAGCAAUCAGCGGCAGCAACGAUAAAUGUUUCAAUAAUUCUCUCUUUGAAAUGUGCGAUGCAUCGGCCCCUCUUACUCUAUUGGUUUGCCGAAGGACAGUGUUCUGUGGUUGUGUGUAAAAAAUAAACAAACAAAAUGAAACGCGGGAAUGAAAACUAAAUAUAUAUUUCAAAUUCGUCUGGUGGAAUAUUUUUCAUAAAAAAAUAACAGAAAACAAAACAAACAAACAAACCCACAAUGGAUACUUCAAACUUAAGACGAUGAAAACAAAACAAACGCAAUCGCACCACAAAAUUCACACUAGCUAAAAAAUGCCUUUUUAGCAACUUAAAAAGAGUAAUAUUAAUUUAUUAAUUAAUUAAAUGAACGGGGGACGCGAAGCGAAGCUGAAAUCUGCAUUGUGAAAACGUACUUAUGAUAAAUGCUAGUAGUAAAAUUUAAAAAUUAAAAAGAGGAAGCGAUCAGCAGCAACAACACCAAAAAACAUUGUUAUCCUUUAGCCAAGAUACCAACCAACCAACCAAACAUUACAACCCGUGAAAAGGGAAUUCCCAGACAAGACACCAACCAACCCAGAAGCCGGGAAUUCCCCAAGGGCACAAAGGACCUUAACGAAGUUCGUUUAAAAUUAGACAUUUUUGCGUUUUUUUUUUUUGGCUUGCCAAAAUCGCCAAAAACUAGUCUCAAAAAAGAAGAGUUAUGUAUGAAACUUUGUUUUCAUUUGUUUAUUUUGUGCGUAUUUUGUAGUUUAAGUCGGGCGUUUUUCCACCAGCCCCAGCAAUCCCUCUUAAAUUUGCUAUAUAUCUUUGUUGCCUAUUUUGUUUUUAUACCUACAUAUAUAAUAUAUAUUAUGUAAUUUAUUUAUUUAUUGUAUUUAUGUAAAUGAUAUUUAAACACCCCUACACUCACUUCUACACUCUGCGAAAGAGGAUGUGUACAGUUUGUAACUUGUUUCAGGCAAAUCCAAAAGCAGCUACUGAAAACUACAACCACGCCUUCACUGCACCAACAUUUUGAUAAAAGAAUAAUAAAAAUAAACAAGACACAUUUAUUUAUUUGUAAAUGAAAAGAAGCAACUCCUAUAUUUUUUUCUGGCUUAACUAUUAGUUACAAUUAUAGUUGUUGGAUAUUUUACUAACGUUAAAGAAAAACAUAAUAAAAGAAACAAAAAAACACUGAGAAAAAAAAACGAAAAAUAAAUGCAAAAAUAAAAUUGAAAAUCGUAUGUA
This is a messenger RNA of Drosophila ficusphila, 5050 nucleotides long. RefSeq names its product ubiquitin carboxyl-terminal hydrolase Usp2 (gene Usp2). Gene Ontology annotation, biological process: protein deubiquitination. Gene Ontology annotation, cellular component: cytoplasm. The transcript is spliced from 8 exons. Gene Ontology annotation, molecular function: cysteine-type deubiquitinase activity. Bases 100 to 3333 code for a protein of 1077 amino acids. Lineage: Eukaryota; Metazoa; Arthropoda; Insecta; Diptera; Drosophilidae. The record is from RefSeq and is a predicted model, not a curated record.